This is a messenger RNA of Sphaerulina musiva SO2202, 1068 nucleotides long. Its product is annotated as fungal pheromone STE3G-protein-coupled receptor. The annotation marks the transcript as partial. Gene Ontology annotation, molecular function: mating-type factor pheromone receptor activity. Gene Ontology annotation, biological process: G protein-coupled receptor signaling pathway. The record is from RefSeq and is a predicted model, not a curated record. Gene Ontology annotation, cellular component: membrane. Lineage: Eukaryota; Fungi; Ascomycota; Dothideomycetes; Mycosphaerellales; Mycosphaerellaceae. The transcript is spliced from 2 exons.
UACUCCCGCGCCAUGCUCUUUGGCACCUUUUCCCUCUUAGUCGCCGCACUCAUCUUUCCCCCAUUGACCUGGCACUUCCGGAAUCGCAACGUCGGUGCCACCGUCCUCGUCGCCUGUGCAUUCUAUGCCAAUCUCAUCUCCUUUGUCAAUGCUAUGAUCUGGCACAAUGACGAUCCCACCACCUGGUUCUCCGGCACCGGCUUGUGCGAUGUUGAGGUCAAGCUGCAAUCCUACACCAUGGCCGCCCUCCCCGCCGCCAUUAGCUGCAUCUUGCGAGCUCUGGCCCGAGUCAUGGAUACCGAACGAUCGACCUGGGGCAUGACCAAGACGCAGAAACGAAGAGGAUAUGCCAUCGAUCUCAUCUGCUGCGUCGCCCUUCCACUGCUCCAGAUGCCCGGCAGCUGGAUCGUACAGCCCUUUCGCUACUACGUCUUUGGCAUCACUGGCUGUCAUCCGGCCUUGUCCAUUAGCUGGCCCAUGCUCCUGCUCGUCAUGCUCCAACCACUUCUCUGGACCCUUUUGGCCGUCUACUACAGUGUACUGGUCGUGACCCGCCUGAUCAGAUACCGUCUGCAGUUUCACUCCAUCCUGGCCAAUAAUCAGACCACCAAAUCCCGCUUCCUUCGCCUCUACAUUCUGUGCGCCAUCUGUGCAUUCGGCUACCUGCCAUUACACAUUUACCUCAUCUACACCACCAUUGCCCAAGGAUUCGGCCCAUUCAGCUGGAAGGAGGUCCACCAUCCAACCGCAUACGACUGGAGUGCCAUGGUCGCUGCACCGACGCACGGUCAGAUCACCUAUGACGGCUUCGUGUGGCUGGCGGGAGGCGUCGUCAUCUUCCUGAUCUUUGGACUCGGCAAAGAUGCAGUGCGCAUGUACCGGGAUGGGCUCCUGGCAUGUGGCGCAGGAAGGAUAUGGCCCGGGCUGAGGCACGGCAGUCCACGAACAAGUGCCGCCGCCUCGACCAUGACUUCGAUGAGCAGUCGAGCUCGCAUGCUCUUCAGCAAGCGCAAAAACAGCGUAGCCACUACAUCCUCGGGCACGAUGGACAGCUUUGACAGCACCACA